GCAUAAUAUAGUUGGGCUAUAUUUCUUAUUAUUUUGACGAUGUACGCCACAGUACUGUUAUAUAAAACCUCACUGGUCAGGAGCGUGCGUCUGGUGCGCUGAGUAUAAAAGCGCCGGAUCUCCUGAAAGUGCAGCUUAUUGGUCAGCGCGCGCGCGGUUGGAGCACGAGCCCUGCGGAGAACCCACUGAUCCGUUCCUCUACAGUUGCGUUUGGCUCGUGCUGUUAGAGAAGAGGCUCUUUCCCGAAAAUGAGGAUCACUUUACAGAGGAGAAUGCUUCGUUUGUUUCUGAAUGCAAUUUUCUCUAGAAGCUGGACUUUAUAUAAUGAACUAAAGAAAACUGGACACUGAAAAAAAAAAAUUUUCCGAAAAGAAGGAGUUCAUGUUUUUGGGAUUGUUUAUUUUCCGCUUUUUUCUUUCAGGUGGGAUGAAGCCGUAUAUGACUUGAUAAAUACCUCAAAUGCUGUGUUUUUCCUUGAGAUUCAUCUGUAGUCUCUCAUUGUGGAGAUGUUAUCCCUGCAUCAUUGCAACACAUCAUGGGCCAGCACCAUAUCACCCCUCUCUAAUCAGACCCAGGCUGUGGUGGGAGUGGCAAACGUGGGUCAUAGUGACAACCUGACAAACAGAUCGGCCAAAAACCCUGCAGUCGCUGGCCUUUCCAUGACUUUGGGUGUGCUGUCCAAUAUCAUAGCACUAUUCAUUUUGGCCAAGGCAUAUACACGUCUGCGCAGACGCUCCAAAGCAACCUUCCUUCUCUUCGCCAGCUCACUGGUGGCCACAGACUUGGCUGGUCAUAUCAUCCCUGGUGCUGUGGUACUACACUUCUACUCGAACAGCAUAGGGACGAGUCCUCCAACCCAUGCAGAUGCCACCUGCCAGUUCUUAGGUGGCAGUAUGGUCUUUUUCGGCUUGUGUCCACUUUUUUUGGGCAGCGCCAUGGCAGCAGAGCGGUGCCUGGGUGUCACACAGCCACUUCUUCAUGCUCGUCUUGUCUCAGGAACUCGCACCAAGAUGGCCUUGGUGCUGAUCUGGCUGGCAGCACUAGCUGUGGCCUUGCUGCCUGCUGUCAGGCUGGGAGAGUACACCUAUCAGCACCCAGGUACCUGGUGUUUUAUAAGGGUAUUAGGGAAAACUAAGGACACGGAUGUAGCCUUCCUGCUGUUAUUCUCAGCAUUUGGAUUGGGCUCGCUGGCUAUGUCCUUGGUAUGCAACACGAUUAGCGGCAUCACCCUGGUGCGAGCACGCCUGCGCAGAAGGAAUUGCCACCGCAGGACAGCAAAAUCUCAUGACAUAGAGAUGGUGGCACAGCUCCUGGGAAUCAUGAUCACUUCCUGUAUUUGCUGGAGCCCCCUGCUGAUCUUUGGCUUGAUGUCAGUCACAAAUGGCCACAGUAGCCACUGCCAGAAGGAUGACAUGUACUAUAAGAAACUGAUGGUGAUGGGAGUACGUCUGGCUUCAUGUAACCAGAUCCUGGACCCAUGGGUUUACAUCUUGCUGCGGCGAGCGGUCCUCAGAAAGAUCUAUCAGCUCACCACUGGCCAGACUGAUAUGAGAGGCAGCACUUUCCGGCGUUGGGAGAUCAGCUCCUUACAGAGUUCGGAGAAAAAAAACACCAUCAAACGGAUCUAAGAGAGAGAAUGAAAAGAAAACGGUGGAUACGGUGGACAGCAUCUGGAUCAUUUUGCUGUGCUUUGUAGCAUAUUUGCCAUGUGCUAUUGCAUCUGCUAGCAAGGCAGAUGAUAGAAGAAUAAACAGAAACUUUUUUUUGUUCUUGUGGGACUGGACAGUUUAAAUCACAAGACUGAGAGAGACACUUUAUUUGCAACUGCUCUGCUAAAUCACUUUGGAUAAAUAUACAUGGUAAUUCAAGUUGUGCCAACACUUUAUUCUCAUAUUGCUUCCUCACCACCCUGACUUUGCAAUCCCUUUACCACAGAGGCCAAUGUUAGUCUCGACAAAUGUGAAUAAUUUCAAUGUUAUGGACCUCAAUUCAUAUGCUUCUCUACAUGUCCAUACAUUAUUAGCUAAUAUCAAAGAGGACAUGUCAAGGGCACACAGCUUCUAACAGCACAACCAUAGAGGUUUGCAGAAUACCUGCUUUAAAGAUACUUAAUAUAAAUUAAUAUCAUAGAUGAUUUCUAAAAUGCAUGACAGAACGAAUGACACUUGACUGGAUCUGGGGCAUAUAAAGAAUAAAACAAUACAAACAUCUUCUUUUCUUAAAAAUCCAUAGACAUUUGCAUUCUUCAUCCAUUCAGAUGGAUAUCGGGAAGCUGAACCAUAUGUUUGUGCUACGUUGAAAGUUGCUUGUGUCUUUCAAGGUCUAAAUAUUGUAAAUAUUUUAUUAGUGACUUAAAGUAACGGCAGAGCUUUUACUUGAAUUGUAUUCAUAGUGAGAUGUUCUUAUGUCUGUAUUUAUUGCCUGUUUUGUUUCCCUAAUUAUGUGACCUGAAAAGUAAUCUAAAUCGUAUAAAAGCUAUGGAAUAAAAUAUAU
Hemibagrus wyckioides is the source of this 2493-nucleotide messenger RNA. It is a transcript of the gene ptger1b, whose product is annotated as prostaglandin E receptor 1b (subtype EP1). Gene Ontology annotation, molecular function: thromboxane receptor activity; prostaglandin E receptor activity. Bases 507 to 1628 code for a protein of 373 amino acids. NCBI's taxonomy places the organism in Eukaryota, Metazoa, Chordata, Actinopteri, Siluriformes, Bagridae. Gene Ontology annotation, biological process: adenylate cyclase-activating G protein-coupled receptor signaling pathway; positive regulation of cytosolic calcium ion concentration; inflammatory response. The transcript has 3 exons. Gene Ontology annotation, cellular component: plasma membrane. The record is from RefSeq and is a predicted model, not a curated record.